Hydra vulgaris (swiftwater hydra) is the source of this 3138-nucleotide messenger RNA. RefSeq names its product leucine-rich repeat G-protein coupled receptor (gene lgr). NCBI's taxonomy places the organism in Eukaryota, Metazoa, Cnidaria, Hydrozoa, Anthoathecata, Hydridae. Gene Ontology annotation, molecular function: G protein-coupled peptide receptor activity; protein binding; protein-hormone receptor activity. Gene Ontology annotation, biological process: activation of adenylate cyclase activity; hormone-mediated signaling pathway; adenylate cyclase-activating G protein-coupled receptor signaling pathway. The record is from RefSeq and is marked provisional. Gene Ontology annotation, cellular component: plasma membrane.
GUUGUAGUCAUAAUUUUACAGGUUAUAGUGAAUUAUAUUGAAGAUGAAAACCAGAGAAUAUUUAUUGUUCCAUAUUAAUUUUUUUUUGUUAAAUUAUGGAUUAAGUUUAAAUUUUUUGGAGGUGUGUAAAUUGUCUUUUGCAAGUAUUUUAGAUUGUUCUGAGAAACAACUUAGCGAAGUGCCACACAACUUUCCGAUCGAAUUGUAUGCGGAUAUUAAGGAGAUAAAUCUAAGUAAUAACCUUAUAUCUUCUGUCGAUGAAUUUUGUUUUUCCAAAUUUAUUAACUUGGAGGUCAUAAAACUGAUCGGAAACAAAUUAGACGAGGAAAAAGUACACAAACAGGCAUUCAGUGGAUUAAGGAAGCUUCGUAGCCUUUAUUUUGACAAUAACAACUUUAAGUCAAUUCCAAAUCAUUUUAUUUUCUUCAAAAAAAGCGUAGGAAGACUAGAAAUGAAUGGAAAUAAAUUAACUUAUAUUAACAAGAUGUCUUUAGGCAGCUUUUCGUAUUUAAGAAAACUUGGUUUACAAAAUAACAAUAUUAUUGUUAUUGAAGACGGUUCUUUUGAUAAUUUACGAAAGACAUUGAUCGAAUUAGAUUUGCGUGGUAAUAAACUGUUAUAUUUUCCAAAAACUUUGCUGGUUCUUCAUAAUCUUCAUCAUCUAGAUAUUAGAGACAAUUAUUUACAGAAUUUAGGCAGAUACCAAUUCUCGGGAAUGAGUAGUUUAAAAGAACUGCAUAUUUUUUACGAAGAUGGUAUCUAUAACAACGAUGGUAUCUAUAAUAAAUCUUUAAGUAUGAUUAAAGUUGACAAAAAUGCUUUCAGCAAUAUGCCCGCUUUACAAACUCUUUUUCUUCAUUAUCCAAAUUGUAUUCUUGACGAAUUCCCUCAAUUAGAAGGAAGUUACAACAUUUCUCGACUAAGUAUUCAAAAUAUCAAAAACUUGCAAAUUCCUUUAAAUUUUUGUGACAAAAUGAAACAACUAAAUUCAAUUUACGUAUAUAAUUGUACAAUGGAGAACUUUCCUUCGCUUAACAAAUGCUUUUCUCUUCAAAUAAUAGACUUCGUAGGCAACAGUAUUAAACAUAUCACAAACACCGCAUUUAGUGGCCUUCCAUUAAUUGAACGUAUCGAGAUUUUAGAACAGAACUAUGGGACAUUAUCAAUAAACCUGAACGCUUUUAGUGAAUUACCAUCACUCAAAGAACUAGAAAUAUCUGACUUUGAACUUGAGAAUUUUCCUAAUCUCAAAGGAACAAACUCGUUAGAACUAUUAAGCCUAAAAUCCUGUAAAAUAAAAUCGGUUCCAAACGACUUUUGCAGCAAUAUGAAAAAUUUAAAAAUAGCUGAUUUUUCCGGAAAUAUUAUAGGAGCAAUACCAAGUUUUUCUAAUUGUAUAAGUUUAAAAGCAUUACAUCUUACAAAUAACCAAAUAACUUCUGUUGGAACGCAAUUUCAAAGUGUAAUUACACUUGAAACCAUUAAUCUUAAUGAUAAUCAUAUAUCAGUAAUUAAAGAAGAUGCAUUUAAGGCAAGCAGAGAACUCAAAGAAAUUCAUCUUUCUCAUAAUCUCAUAUCAAACAUUAAUGAUAAUAUAUUUGAAGAUAUAAAAAGCUUGGGAUAUAUAGAUUUAUCAUUUAACAAUUUGUUAAAAAUACCCUCGAAAGGAUUAAAAUCUUUAUACUCUAUAAAGGUUUCUGGCAACAAAGGUUUGAUACAUUUCCUUAAAAAAGAAGAAUUACCAAACACUUUGCAGUUAGACCUUGUUUAUCCUUACCACUGCUGUUUCUUUGAAAAUAAACUUCAAAAACAUAAAACUCAAAUGGUUUCUUCAACUCAAAACAGCGUAGUAGAAGAGCUUCAAAAUCAUAACAAUGACACAAAAUUAAUUUUUCGUGACGCGGUUGAUUUACAUCCUUCAAUGCUAAUAAAACCUCAUUGUUUUCCAUCUCCAAAUGACUUCUAUCCAUGCGAAGACCUUUUUGGUAAAAACUGGUUACGUGUUUGCGUAUGGUUUGUAUUUUUAAUGGCUUUUUUUGGAAAUAUUAGCGUAAUUACUGUGUUGUUAAUAAACUUUACAAGGCUUGAUAUUCCGCUAUACCUUGUUUUAAACUUAGCACUAGCUGAUUUAUUUCUUGCAAUUUAUGUAGGUUUUCUUGCAUUUGUAGACGUCAUUACGUUAGGAGAUUUUCGCUCUCACGCGUUAGAGUGGCAGCUUAGUGCAAAAUGUAAUAUAGCUGGUUUUUUAGCCACAUUUUCCAGCAAACUUUCAGUUUUUACAUUAGUUGUUAUAACAAUAGAGCGAUUUACAACAGUAAAAUAUUCUAUGUAUUACGAAAAGCGCAUGACAAAGAGACAGACUACAGUUAUUCUACUGUGCGGUUGGGUAUUUUCAAUUAGUCUUGCCCUGCUGCCUCUUUUUCAGUUUGACGAUAUAAGGUUUAAUGAUUAUACAAAGUAUAGUGUCUGUCUGCCAUUUGAAACUAAAACUUUACUUUCUAAAGGAUACGUUAUAUUUUUAAUAUCUUUUGACGUUGUUGCAUUUUUUGUGAUUUUAUUUUGCUAUAUAAAGAUAUACUUUUAUAUUCAAGAUUCAAGCGCUUGGAACUCUAGAGAUUCGCGCGCUACGAGAAGAAUGGCACUACUCGUUACAGCUGAUUUCACAUGUUGGUUUCCUAUAGCGUUAUUCGCAAUAAUAUCUAUUAUAAAGAAACCAUAUGUUUCUAACUUGUGGUUUUUAAAAGUGCUAACAGUAUUUGUUUUUCCAAUCAAUGCUUGUACAAAUCCUUUUAUGUAUGCAUUACUAACAAAAAAAUUUAGAAAAGAAAUGAAAAUAGCUAUGCAAAAAAUAAAAAACUAUUCACCCCAGUAUAAAAAAGAGCGUGCUUUGUCUACACGAAUGUCAGGGGUGUUUACAUCAAUUGGUCUACCGUUGUCUGCGCGUCGCGGUUCUUCGUUUUCUUUUAUUAAUUCAAGUCGUAAUUCUGGAAGAAAUGAUGAUCUUAAAAUAAUGACCCAGGGACUGAAAAUAUUGCAAAAAGAAACUGAAUAUUGUUCUGAAAAUUGAUUUUCUUGUAUUAUUUAUAAAAAACAUUUUUGUGUAAAAGAAUUUAAAGGAAAAGUUUUUUUUUAUAUUAA